Molecule: messenger RNA, 1982 nt
Organism: Lagopus muta (rock ptarmigan)
Lineage: Eukaryota; Metazoa; Chordata; Aves; Galliformes; Phasianidae
Gene: INTS12
Product: integrator complex subunit 12
Exons: 7
Coding region: 108-1637 (509 amino acids)
Biological process (GO): snRNA 3'-end processing
Cellular component (GO): integrator complex
Source: RefSeq, a predicted model, not a curated record
UCUGUCGGGGUCCGCCUCUCCCUCAGCCGCUCCCCGCCGCUUACCCGGCCCCGCGCACGAUACGUCCCGGUCGCUUCCGCCCCGGCUCCGCCUCUCACAGUGUGCCCAUGCGCGUCCCGCCCAGCUCCGCCUCACUCGCGCAGCGCUCCGCCUUCCCGCCCGCGGAGCGAGCCGGAACGGCCGCUGGGUACCGGCUGAGGGCUCUGAGCGGCGGCGGCUGCCGUAUCUCUUCAGACACCACUAUGGCUGCUGCGGUGAACAUGGAGCUUGAUCCUAUUUUUCUGAAAGCCCUGGGCUUCUUGCGUUCAAAGAGCAAGGAUUCUGCGGAAAAGCUGAAAGCACUUCUUGAUGAGUCUUUGGCCAGAGGAGCCGAUUCAAGUUAUCGUCCAUCUCAGAAGGAAGUAGAGCAACCAAAAGUAUGUGUUACCAAGCCUGUUUCUAGUAAGCAAGAUCCUAAGGCCUCUUCUAGUUUGCCUUCUGGUAACAACAAUGGCAAGCCUACUGCAUCAGAAAAGGUGAAAAAAGAAACAGAAAAGAGAUCUGCUGAUAAAAUGAAAGGGGAUGCUGCUGAAGGAGCUGAUGUGCCAAAGAAGCCCAGACUUGAGAAGCAAGAGGCUCGUUCCUCUCCUAUUACCGUUCAGACAAGUAAAGAUUUAUCCAUGCCUGAUUUAUCUAGCUUUGAGGAAACCAGUGCUGAUGACUUUGCGAUGGAAAUGGGUUUGGCCUGUGUUGUUUGCAGGCAAAUGACAGUUAUUUCUGGGAAUCAGCUUGUAGAGUGUCAGGAGUGCCAUAAUCUCUACCACCAGGAUUGCCAUAAACCUCAGGUGACAGACAAGGAAGUGAAUGAUCCUCGACUUGUAUGGUACUGUGCCCGCUGUACCAGGCAGAUGAAGAGAAUGGCUCAAAAGACACAAAAACCACCUCAAAAACCAGCUCCAGCUGUGGUUUCAGUUGAACCAGCUGUGAAGGAUCCAUUGAUCAAGAAAUCUGAAAUUAAAUUGAAACCUGAGACCCAAACAACUUUUCUAGCAUUCAAGAGAACAGAAGUGAAGCCCUCAGCAGCAGUUUCGGGGAACUCAGCCAGUACAAGUGUUUCCUCUUCAGCAACCACCAGUGGCCUUACAGGAUGGGCUGCUUUUGCAGCCAGAAACUCUUCUGCCAAUCCAUCAACUGCCAAACUGGGAUCAACAGCACAGAGCACCGGUGGGAAACCUGCAGCAGCUUCAAAUAACCAGAAACCCGUGGGUCUGUCGGGGUUGGCAGCUUCCAAAACAGGACUAGGGUCAAAAAUAGCUUCUGCUAACAAUAGCACAAGCCCCGUUCAGCUGAAACCACCUCCACCUCUGACACUGGGGAAAACCACUCUUAGUCGUUCGGUAAGUAGCGACAAUGUUAGCAAAGUGGGUCUUCCUAGUCCCAGCAGCACUGCGCCAAGCACCAGCAGUCAGGUGAGCAGUGGGAAUGGCAACAGUGGGACUGCAGGUAACAGCGGGGGCAACGCAAGCAAAACCACAGCAGAUGCUGGUAAUCAGUCAGCUUCUCUGAAAGGCCCAACUUCUCAGGAAUCUCAGCUCAAUGCAAUGAAGAGGCUACAAAUGGUCAAGAAGAAGGCUGCUCAAAAGAAACUCAAGAAGUAGUACAGCUGCUUGCUGAUCUUGCUGGCUGUGAUCUGCGAAACAGCAGCCUUUAUCUUUUAAUUAAAGAAAAUCCCCAAGUUACUGGACUGAACCGGUAAUUAGGGAAGUCCCAAAUCUGUGCUAUACAGGAGGUAAAACUUAGGUAAUCCUAGUAUUCCUUCUGACUAUAAAUCUGAAAACUCAAUAUGUUCGAGAAAUAUUCACUAUUAUAUGCUGUUGGUUUUUAGCUCAAAGCAAUGGAAUGUGAAAUUGUAAGCAUUGGGAAUUUUGGUGUAUUUAAGAGAACAAUUUGUGGACACAAACUGAAAUUAAGCUGUCAUCCUUCAGCAUUGUGAAUAAACGUAU